This is a messenger RNA of Ictidomys tridecemlineatus (thirteen-lined ground squirrel), 2074 nucleotides long. RefSeq names its product migration and invasion inhibitory protein (gene Miip). The record is from RefSeq and is a predicted model, not a curated record. Gene Ontology annotation, biological process: negative regulation of cell migration; negative regulation of G2/M transition of mitotic cell cycle. Lineage: Eukaryota; Metazoa; Chordata; Mammalia; Rodentia; Sciuridae.
GACUCGGGCACUGCGGGUCGGGGCUUCCGGCGGUGAGUUCGGCGGAUGCUUACGGGCUUGGGCAGCAGGGUCUCGGAUGCGUCUGCACGUGCCCACCCAGCAGCGGGCCAGGGGCCCGCGAUGCUAGAGGACGGGGCUGGCUCCCGUUCCCCGGGGUUCCGCGUGGGCGUCCCCCACUCUGCCACCGACGCUUUCCGUCCCUGUGUCUGACUUGAACGUUGCCUUCCGCUCUCGUCUGCGCCGCCCUCAACUUUCCAGAGGGGCGGCGGGGCGGCCGGAGGCCGUGCUGGCUGUGCCUUCAGCCCCAUGCGAAAACAGACCCUCGGCCUGCAGGGGAGCGGCCCGGCGUCGCUGGCCAGGCGGAAGAAAGGACCUCCUGUGACCCUGAUAUCUGGAGUGAUGGAGGAUAUGCCCAGGAUGAUGGAGACAGAGGACGUCCUGCAGCUUCGGCUGCUCAGCCUGAAGCUCCUGAGGCAGCUGCAGGCUGGGCAAGAUGCCGUGCAGCGGUCAGUGGCCAAGACAGCCCCAAAGUCAGGCCUGAACUCCUGCAACAUCUACGACUCAGAGACACCAUUGUCCCCAGAAACUUCCUCAAUCUCCUGGCAAGCCUCCUGUUCAAAGGACAGAUGUCAUAAGUGGGACCCGCUGGAUACCCAUGGAGAUGACCCCUGUGAUGUGGCCUGGCUUGACAGGGUCAGCCCAAGGGUGGCAUCUCAACCACCUGUCAAGGGCCAACACCUAGAGCCCUUGGGCCAACCCAGAUUCUACUCACUGACCACCAUAGACCCAAAGGAGCCAGCGCCUUUAUCAGGGUUGUGUGAUCGGGUCCCAAGAUCCAUCCUGGCUGAACAAAGCGAGCAGUCCAAGUCCAGAGUGACCUGCCAGGAGCCUGCCACACCUGAGAGCAGCUGGAGCCUCCAGCCAUACCUGGGCUAUGACUGGAUUGUAGGGUCCAUGGACAGCAGCUCCUCCAUCACCAGCAAGCCCGAGACCUUUUUCUCUACGCUGCAGAAGUUCCGGGAGACCAACAAGGAGGAGUGUGUGUACAGUACCCCCGAACCCCAGUUCCUAGGCCUGUGUGACGGCAGUGACGUGGAGGAGGACCACGAAUGUGUGUACUGUUACCGUGUCAAUAAGCGCCUGUUUCUGGUGCCCUUGGAUCCUGGCAUCCCCUGCCGCCUGUGCGGGAGACCACGGAACCCUCAGAGCCCUAGGACCCUGGUGCAGUCUACUCGGGUCAGGGUGAGCAUCCCGCUGUCCAUCCUGGAUCCCCCGCACCAGUACCGAGUCCAUCGGCGGAAGAGCUUCGAUGCUUCAGACACGCCGGCUCUGCCUCGGCACUGUCUGCUAGGCUGGGACAUCCUUCCUCCAAAAUCUGAGACAAGUACAGCCCCCAAGAGCCUUGACCUCUGGUCCUCCAUCUCCGAGGCCCAGCACCAGGAGCUGUCACCAUCCAGCUCCCGCCUGGUAGGGUCCAGGUUGUGCCCAAGCCUGGGGUACCCUGUGAGGGACAGAUACCUUGGAGCAAACCUGGGAACCAGAGUGCCCUGGGGGGGCAGGAUUGGGGGUGCCAGGGCCUGCCCUCCCCCACCGACAGGCACCCUUUGACUCCACCACUCCUCGCUGCCCACCCUGUUUUACCCAGAAGGGUGACCCUGACUUUAAAAUGCAGGAGGGCCCGAGGCUGGGCCUGGGGACGACCUGUCCCCCAGGUUGCCCCGACACUUCUCUGUUCACCAUCCAGGCCUUGCCAGUGCGGGUCCCACCCCCUACUCCUGUCUGGUCAGAACCCCAGGGCACCUGGCCUUGUGUCCCAUGGCAGAAGCCCUAAGGACCGACUUCCUGGAGGAAGAGGAGGGCGCUUUCACCUGCGCCUCUGACCUCACCCUAGCAGGCACUGCCCCUGAAACAGACGACCCCUCCAGCUUCAGCUCCAGCAGCUCAGGCCCACCUAGGUUGGGCAGCUGCAUGGGCCCAGGCCUGUUUCCUCCUUGGGGUCCAGAAGGGAGGGUCUCCCAGGUGGAGGUGAGGGAAUUCUCUGCAAGUUUGUAAAUAAAGCUUAGUGCUCGCUGCA